This is a messenger RNA of Pestalotiopsis fici W106-1, 501 nucleotides long. RefSeq lists its product as uncharacterized. The record is from RefSeq and is a predicted model, not a curated record. Lineage: Eukaryota; Fungi; Ascomycota; Sordariomycetes; Amphisphaeriales; Sporocadaceae. The transcript has a single exon. Bases 1 to 501 code for a protein of 166 amino acids.
AUGGAUAAAUAUUGGAAUCUAAAUGGAGGCCACGGCCUGAUUGUGCGCACCGCCUUCCGGACCGGACAAUUCGUCUUCGCAAUUGUGGCCGCUGGUCUCUACGGCGCCGACCUGGCGUAUUUCUCCCGCACAAAUACAAAGGCAGAUGGCACAUGGAUAUUUGCGGAAGUUCUCGUCGUUUUCUCCGUUGUCCUAUGCGCGGCUCAUUGCAUAUUCACCAUAAAACACCUAAUGUGGUCUUUGUUGGACAGUUUCCUGGCUCUCAUGUGGAUGGUGGUGGCCAUACUCGCUGGGCAGGCAGCCUUUGGGGAUGGGCUCGUCUCGGGUGUCAGUGCAAAGAACACUCACGCCAUGGCUUUGCUUUGGAUCGACCUGAUCAAUAUGGUGCUAUGGUUGGCCACUCUAGUGGAAGCAUCGCUACUCUGCUGCACCGCACGUACAGUUAGGAGGAAAUUGGAGAAUCUGGAAAUGGAUACAUCAGAAGAGUCCAGGUCUGCCUAA